Phalaenopsis equestris is the source of this 1344-nucleotide messenger RNA. RefSeq lists its product as uncharacterized. Bases 526 to 1032 code for a protein of 168 amino acids. The record is from RefSeq and is a predicted model, not a curated record. The transcript is spliced from 3 exons. NCBI's taxonomy places the organism in Eukaryota, Viridiplantae, Streptophyta, Magnoliopsida, Asparagales, Orchidaceae.
UCUCUCUCUCUUCUCUUCCAUGUGCACGCUCUUAACCCAAGUCGCCGCCGAGGAUCUCAAAACUCGGUGAUUCCGUGCGGCUUUUACUUUGAUUUGUAAUUUGGGGGAAAGGGGGAAGAGCAGGGUUUCGAAACCAGCGAUCAAAUCUUUUAGAUUUUGAUUUUUUAUCUUUUUUUUUUUUUUUUUUUUGGAUUCAUACAUCUCUGUUUGUGCGCUGCGCUCCAUUUGGCGUUACUUUGGGAAUUGCUUUUUGGAGGCUUUCUUAUUUCAAACAGUUUAAUAGAAAAGCUCUUGCUUUCAGGAAAAGACAAGCGAAUGGGUAAAAAUGGCUUCUUUUUUUGUUUUUUUUAAUCUUGAGAUUACUUGUUCUUCUUUCUAACCUCUUUCGAUGUAAGAUUAGGCUAAAAAGGGGAUUUUGUUAUGACCCCAUGUGGAUUCAAGGAGAAAGCCUCGCCAUUCUAUUGAUUUUUUUUCUGAUUUUUGGUUGAUUGAUUGUUUCAAUCGGAAAGAAACGCCUUAUUCGAAAUGGAUGUCGUCUUUAAUCGUAUGUCGUAUUGGUUAUUGGGCACAAAAGACCACGAAAUCACCAAUUCAGCUCUGAGUUCCUCCCCCGAUUUUCCCUCCGGAUUUCUCGAGCCCGAUUCCGUCAAAUUUGGACCGGUGAAUGGGUUUAGGGUUAGGUCUUCCUCGAGAAGAUUUAGGAGGGAGAGACGGGAGGAGAGGAGGGCGAGGAUUGAUAGAGAGUAUGAUGCCGUCAUUGUGCCCUCUGAUGGCGGAUGUCUUUCAGGAUCCGAGUCCGAUGAUUCAGAUUGGUCUAUUGGAUGGUUGGAGCCUCACGCAUCUGAUUUCCAGAGCGAAGCAGAUGAUGAUGAGAGCAGCUUUGCUGUUCUUGUCCCAUGCUAUGGACGCGGCCGCCACCUGAACAGUGAAUUACUGAAGAACCAUGUCCUGGGUGCUGUUAAUGAAUACAAUGGGUUUUCAUCUGAGGGCAUUGAGUAUGAAUACAUUCAAAGGUGGCUCUCUUCUGCUUAGGACAUCUGAUUCAUCUCUGAUUGCUAUGUUUGGUAAAUAAUUUCUAUGUUGGCGUUGAUAAUCAAAGAUUUUGCUGCAAAUUCUUGUGUAAAUAUGGGUGUACAUAUGGAAGCAUCAUCUGCUUAAUUCCUUCGCUGUAAAUAUGCGUCUUCUGAACUUACUGGCAUUGUUGUACAUAUGUAUGUAUAUAUAUAUAUAUUUUGCCAGUACAGUUAAUGAAUUGCAAUUAUUCUAAAGAAUGUUUUGUUGUAUUUUAUCUGUAACUUAUUUACUAAGAAAAGGAUCAAAGUAAUCAUUCAAUUAUUUAAUAGA